CGGUGCGCAGACUUAAAUACGGACUGACAUCCCAGUGAUUUCCCCCCAUCCUUCUCUACCUCCCAGCUUCCCAAAAUACUCCUAAUCUACACACCAUGAAGUCCACGGCUCUUAUCUCCCUCCUGGCCGGCGCCCGCGUGGCCUACGCUGGCGUGCAAGGCUUCGACAUCUCGAACUACCAGUCCAAUGUCGACUUCGCGGGGGCCUACGCCGAUGGCGCGCGGUUCGUCAUGAUCAAGGCGACCGAAGGCACCACCUUCGUCGACAAGUCCUUCACAACGCACUACAACGGCGCGACCGCCGCCAACAUUAUCCGAGGCGGCUACCACUUUGCCCACCCCGACUCCAGCAGUGGUGCCGCGCAAGCCGAGUUCUUCCUCAAGAACGGCGGUGGCUGGUCCAACGACGGGAUCACGCUCCCGGGCAUGCUCGACAUCGAGUACGCCCCGUCGGGCGAUACGUGCUUCGGGCUCAGCGCAUCGGCUAUGGUCGACUGGAUCUCCGACUUCGUCGCCACUUAUAAGGCGAAGGCGGGUCGCGAGCCCAUGAUCUACACCACCACCGACUGGUGGACCACCUGCACGGGCAACAGCGACAAGUUCAGCGAGUGCCCGCUUGUGGUGGCGCGGUACGCCAGCGCCGUGGGCACCCUGCCCGCUGGAUGGGGGUUCCAGUCGUUCUGGCAGAACUCGAACGCGUAUGCGUAUGGUGGUGACUCCGAGGUGUGGAAUGGUGAUGAGGCCUUGUUGAAGAAGUUCGCCAAGGGUGGUUAGUCUGGUUAUGACUAGUAUAGUGAGGGGCAUUGUGUAUAGGGAAAGGCUUGCGAGGAGAUAAUGUAUCUAACUGCUUCUAUCGCUUGACUCGG
Aspergillus campestris IBT 28561 is the source of this 865-nucleotide messenger RNA. RefSeq names its product N,O-diacetylmuramidase. The record is from RefSeq and is a predicted model, not a curated record. Lineage: Eukaryota; Fungi; Ascomycota; Eurotiomycetes; Eurotiales; Aspergillaceae. Bases 96 to 773 code for a protein of 225 amino acids. Gene Ontology annotation, biological process: carbohydrate catabolic process; peptidoglycan catabolic process; cell wall macromolecule catabolic process. Gene Ontology annotation, molecular function: lysozyme activity. The transcript has 2 exons.